UUUGGUCUCCCUUCUUCUGUUUCCCUUUUUCCUCUCAGCCUUCCUUCCUUCUCCAACACAGCAUAUGCUCCAUACCUCAGCAGCUCAAACUCUUCCUCCUCCACUUUUGGCUCAAAAGCUCACUCCAACAUCUUCAAUCUCACCUUGUCUCCAAUCCCUUUUUCUCUUCAUCUUCAAUUCCUAUACUAUCUGGGAAGAUUCUUGUCCUAUAUAUACUUUUUAAAACCUGAAUAAAGAUGAAAGGAAAUGGGUCUUCACUGGAUUAGUAUGUUCUUGCUCUGGCUCGACUCAUCUGUCAAGAUCCUCCACAUGCAGUCCUUGUUUCUGAUCUUUUCCUGCAUUUUCGAGCACCCAUUUGAGAGGAUCUGAGAAUAACCCCACCAAAGAAGCACAAGAUCUUGAGCCAAAGCUGCAGUUCUUCCUUCUUGGGUGCUCAAAAAUCAAGACCCGCUGGAGACAAAAUUCCAUUAGCUCAUGCAAUCAACACACCAGCAAAUAGAUCAAUCAUGAAUAACCCUCAAGUUCAAGAGAAGAAGGAGCGUUCGGGAGGAGUCGCCUCUUCUUCAUCUUCUUCUCCAUUUACUACUGCAAAUGCAAUUCCUCGGCCCAUGGAGGGCCUCCAUGAUUUGGGCCCGCCUCCGUUCCUCACCAAGACAUAUGAGAUUGUGGAUGACCCGACCUCCGACCACAUAGUCUCUUGGAGCAAGGGUAACAACAGCUUUGUGGUGUGGGAUGCUCAGGCCUUUGCCAUGUCCCUCUUGCCCAGAUACUUCAAGCACAACAACUUCUCUAGCUUCAUCAGGCAGCUCAAUACCUAUGGCUUUAGAAAGGUUGAUCCAGAUAGGUGGGAGUUUGCUAAUGAAGGUUUCCUAAGAGGGAAAAAAUAUCUCCUUAAAACCAUUAAGAGGAGAAGAACCACUCAUGUAGUACCCCACAAUUCACAGCAAGUGCUCGACCCGUGCAUUGAAGUAGGCAGAUUUGGGCUCGACGGAGAGAUCGACCGGUUGAAGCGCGACAAGCAGGUCUUGAUGAUGGAGCUGAUCAAGCUUAGGCAGCAACAGCAGACCUCCAGGACUUGUCUCCAAGUGAUGGAACAAAGGCUCAAGAAGACGGAAAGGAAGCAACACCAGAUGAUGAACUUCUUGGCGAGAGCGAUGAAGAAUCCCGAUUUUCUACAGCAAUUGGUCCAAGAGAAGGACAGGAGGAAGGAGCUCGAGGAAGUGUUUGGGAAGAACAAGAGGAGGCGCUCGAUUGAUCAAGGGCCAAGUAACGUGAGCCUCUGCGAUGAUGAUGUUCAACUAGUCCAUAAUAAUGAACCAGGUAUAGCUACUUUUGUUAAGGUUGGACCUCAAAAUUUUGGAGAUAUCGAUGAAUUCGAAGGGUUUGAGCUUGAGAAAAUUGCUUUGGACAUGGUUGGAGGAAUUGGUGUAAGUCAAUGUAAUAAUGUAGAGGAAGAUCAGAUAGGAUUAGUGGAAGAGAAUGAGAAUAGAGGUAAUAAAGCACUUGAUGAAGUCUUUUGGGAAGAUUUGUUGAACGAGGGCAUUGAACAAGCUGGCUUACUUGGUGUUGGAGGUGACGAGGACGGGGAAGACGUGAAUGUCUUGGCUGAGCAGCUGGGAUACUUGAGCUCUAAUCCGUAACUUGAGCGAAGCUUAAAGCUUUGUUCAUGAAAGAUCCUUGCAUAGAUGAUUGACCCGAUUCAAGCAAUCCAAGCUGUAUGCCGGCUCUAAUUGUUGGUUUAGUGCAUUCGGUUUACGUUCUCUUCGGCUGUAUGGAUUAAGUAUCUAUCGAAGAAUCACACACUUAGUCUUUGGUUGCGUUGGAUACAACUACAAGGACCUUUCUAUGAAAGUGCCAGUUCUUCUUGUUAUUGACAGGAGAUUACUGCAUACUUCACAGAUGACUUCUAUAGUGUAUGCAAAGUAAGCUGUGCUCAUUUCACUUAGUUACUCUUUGGACAAGAUCCUCAGUUUUAGAGAACAAGGUGGCCGGAGUAUAUCACAAUUUAAGAACGAGAUCGUCAGCCUUAUGUGUUCCAAGUUCACAAAAAAGCACGAGGUGCAAACUGGAAUUAGUUAUGAUUCAUUGUUAUCUUUCUUUACCAACGUUGUUCCAUCCUCUGACUUUUAUCAACUGAGCGUGCAAACUGUAGUUGCAACUUGUUAUCCAAUUUCAUUGUGUCGUUGGGUGAUUUAUCUUGAGCAUACUGUUCAUAGAUAGUAGUCUUCUGUCUUCAGCAAA
Molecule: messenger RNA, 2241 nt
Organism: Syzygium oleosum
Lineage: Eukaryota; Viridiplantae; Streptophyta; Magnoliopsida; Myrtales; Myrtaceae
Product: heat stress transcription factor A-6b-like
Exons: 2
Coding region: 507-1640 (377 amino acids)
Biological process (GO): regulation of transcription by RNA polymerase II
Cellular component (GO): nucleus
Molecular function (GO): RNA polymerase II cis-regulatory region sequence-specific DNA binding; DNA-binding transcription factor activity
Source: RefSeq, a predicted model, not a curated record